CUGUCAUUACUUUUUGUUUGUUUUAGAUUCAUGGGCAACUCCAAUCGAUAAGUUAAUGAUAUGGAAAGGAAGUUGGCAAAAAUAUGAUUCAAAACUAAGUAAUGUUUUUCUCCGAAUUCAUUUCGAUCAACUCAUAAUAUCAGCUGACACGAAAAUAUUAGAGUCGUUUAAUAUGCAACAUAAAAUUAAAGGAAUUUAUAAAGAAGACGUUCUAAUUCUAAUCGUCAACAGUAUUUCAAAGGAAAUAAGAAAAAUAAAAUUUCAAAUAAAAUCUAAUUUAGUACAGUGUCUUCAGUCGCUUGGUCAGCAUUUUCCAGUAAUAAGCCAUAGUAAUAUGCAAGUUAAUGUUAUUAACACGAAGUACCGCAAUAUAGAUGAUGUCUUAAAACAUGCUUUAGAAAAUAAACAUCAUGAAACGAGUUCGUUCACUGUACCAAACAGUUUUAAUAAUUUCAUUAAAUCGUGUUUAAUGGAUCCCACUUUCCCUCAAUUAGUAUUUGAAGCUGAAAAAAUUAUUAACAACGAGAUUGUGCCACAACAAUAAACACAUUUUUAAAAAAAUACUACUUACAAAAAUUUUCUCGAGGAACGCAUCGAUUAGAUGACUUUUAUUAUCUGUGACAUUGUCUGUUUUGAAUUUUGAAUUUCAAACGGGAACUGUCCGAUUUGUUGUGAUUGUAGAAAAAGUGGAGUUAAAAAUAAAUGAAAACAUUACUUUUCUUUACAUAGUUUAUUUCUUUUGAUAAUUCUGUUCAAAAAUGAAUCCUAAUAGAUAUAUUCCUGGCCAAUCCAGUGCGUUACGGAAGUCAAGGCUUGAAGGAAAAGUGUCCUUACUGCCUAAACCGCGGCGUCCUGGAUCUACGGACCGUCUAUCAACGGAAGCUCGGCGUCCUAGUACUGCAGGACAUCGGUCCAGCAGUGCGGAGCCUGCUAGAGGAACGUUUGGAGCCGGGAGACUUAGCAGAGAGGCUUCUGCUACUAAGUUACCUUUGAAUGGAAGAUCCCGAUCUCAGCAAGCUGAUAGGUUUGGCCAAUCUUCCAUGACACCACUGAGGUCCAGCCAGUAUGCAGCCAGACCGACUACUACACCUGUUCGAACACCAUCAGAAGAUCGAGCAAGCAGGAACUGGCAAACUUCUCUAGACAGAGCUUUGGCUUUUGUUACCAUCAAGGAUCAGAGACCUAUCUCAGCAGUAGCAUGGCAGCGCGCGGAGUGCAGCCGCGUGGGCGACGCGCUGUCGGCGCGCGGCGGCGGCGGCGCGGCGCCCGCCAUGGCGCUCAUACGGCCGCUCACCAUCGCACGCUUUGUGGACAUCGCCUCAGCAUUGCUCUCUGCUAUAACUAGGGAUACUAAGCUCAACACUGAUAAUUAUGUUACUAAGCUCCCACAUCUAUCGAAGCGCCUCUUGUACCCGGGCACAGUCUCCAAGUCCUGGCUGAAGACAGUGAACACUCUCCACGCGUUCCCACACGCUUUAGCGCUCAUUGCGUACUUAUUAGACCUUGUCAACCAUAUUGAAAUGCCAAUAUCUGACGACACACUAUAUGUUGGAAAAGAUGAGUUUGCGUGUCUUCGUAGAGACUACCUGUACAAAUGCUGGAUCAGGUUCCAAGAACCAGGUCAUCAGUUUGCAGACUUAGAUGAAGAGUACUUGCAGAAUCUAAAAAUCCUUCUUGGCAAUGACGAGGAAAAGAUUGCAGAGCUAAAACAGAUAAUCAAAAAAUACGAAACUUGUCUAGAAGAUGAAGUCGAAGCAGCAGCUCGUGCAGACGAAGCAAGACGUGCGGAGCGCCGUGAAGCGUUGCUGGGAGGCCUGCGAGCGUUGAAGGCGGCGCGCCGAGCCAACCGAGCCGACUACGACGCACAGAGCACGCUCAAAACUGAUUACGUGGACGCCAUCAAACAACUUGAUACUGAGAUUGAGAGAGCUACUGCAGAGAGUCAGCAGUUGAAGCAGGAGUUGGAGUCCCAGCCACUGAGUGUGGAGCAGCGCACCAAGUUGUUGGAUGAAGUGGACUAUGCUCUCAGGGUGCAAGACUCCAAGCGAUCACUUGCUGAACAAAUUGGAAAGAUGGUCCUCACCAAAGAAACGGAGUUAGCUCUGUGGCAGAAGAAGACCCUGGACAGCUGUGUGGAGUAUAAACAGGGACUCAUUCAUCUGUCUGCACAGUUCCCUGACCUCGUGUCACUGGCUAUUGAUGAAAAAGAGCUGAUGAGUGCGGAGUGCGCCGUGCGAGUGAGCUGUGGGCUGGAAGCACUGAAGGUGCUGGCCGCCAGCCUCGCGCAGCGGAGGCACCAUCACGCUAGGGAGAAAACUGCACUGGCUAGGAAACGAGCUGCGUUACUGGAUGAAACUCGUGCAAAAAUCCGUGAGAUGAAGACAACAGUCCAACGAGAACAGGACAUGUUGGACAGUGAGACCAGUAAGGAGGCGGACGAUGUAGCCGCUACUGCUGCAGAGCUCAGGGAACUCAAUGCAAGAAUGGAGGAACUCAAGCUGCAGCAGGAAGAGUACAAUAGGACUGAGAAUGAACUACAGUUCUGGGAACAACAGAAUGAAGCUUGGCGCACCAGAUUAACAGCUUUACAAGAAUACAUAGAAGCGCAGCGCGCUGAAGCAAAGCGAGUGUUAGACACCGCGCGGGAGAAGAGAGUCAACCUUGUUGUCAACAGCAUACAACAGUGGAAUGAGAAGCUGGCACAGUGAUGUCAUAAAAAUAGGUUUAGUUUUAUAUCAGUAAUAUAAUAUGACUUUUAUUAAUUAUGUAACUAUGUAUAUGACCUUUACUGUUGGUGAUUCAGACCCAUGAACCAAAUACAAAGCUCAGACCUCUCCAGAAGAGGUUCAUAUUGAAUUUAAAUACACAUUUCAUGAUGAAUUCCCACAGAAAUUAAGAUGCAGUGCAUUUGUAAAUAAUUGUAAUUUCAUUGUAAUAGAAUAAUUGAGGCAAAAUGUAUAAUUAAGUUUAUGAAAGUAAAAUAAAACCUGUAAUUUUACUAACA
This is a messenger RNA of Spodoptera litura, 3004 nucleotides long. The record is from RefSeq and is a predicted model, not a curated record. NCBI's taxonomy places the organism in Eukaryota, Metazoa, Arthropoda, Insecta, Lepidoptera, Noctuidae.